CAGUCAGGAACGGUCGACGUGACAAACACCGGAAUUACUGCUGUGUUCCAACGUCAACGUUUUUCCGUCCCAGUGUUGAUGUGAGUGAUUCUAACACUUCAGCGGGAUUAAGGUCGCUGUGGGUGCGAGAACAUGCCGAAGGUGGUCUCCAGAAGCGUGGUGUGCUCAGACACCAGAGACAGGGAGGAGUACGACGACGGAGAGAAGCCUCUCCACGUGUACUACUGCCUGUGCGGCCAGAUGGUUCUGGUUCUGGACUGCCAGCUGGAGAAGCUGCCCAUGAGGCCCCGGGACCGGGCCAGGGUCAUCGAUGCGGCCAAACACGCCCACAAGUUCUGCAACGUGGAGGAGGACGAGCAGGCGUUCAUCAAGAGGACCGACGGCAUCGAGCGGCAGCACCGCAAGAAAUGCGGAAAGUGCGGGCUGCUGCUCUUCUACCAGCACCAGGACAAGAACAGCCCUGGUACCUUCAUCGUAGACGGAGCCGUGGUCAAGUUCGGACAGGGCUUCGGCAACACCAGCGUCUACAGCCAGAAGCAGCCGGAGGUGCCCAAGAAGGUCCGGGUGAUGAUGACCAAGCGAACCAAAGACAUGGGCAAGUUCAGCUCCGUCACCGUGUCCACCAUCGACGAGGAAGAGGAGGAGAUCGAGGCCCGGGAGGUGGCCGACUCCUACGCCCAGAAUGCGAAGGUGAUCGAGAAGCAGCUGGAGAGGAAGGGCAUGAGCAAGAGGAGGCUGCAGGAGCUGGCAGAGCUGGAGGCUAAGAAGGCCAAGAUGAAGGGCACGUUGAUCGAUAACCAGUUCAAAUAGACCUGAGACUGGCAUCCUGGAGACCUGAGACUGGCAUCCUGGAGACCUGAGACUGGCAUCCUGGAGACCUGAGACUGGCAUCCUGGAGACCUGAGACUGGCAUCCUGGAGACCUGAGACUGGCAUCCUGGAGACCUGAGACUGGCAUCCAGGAGACCUGUGGGACAGAACCUGGAACCCAUCAAGAACAUGCUGUCACAGACUGAAGUGGUUCUUGGUUAUGAUGCUUUUAAUGAAUGUGUCCUGCUGAUGAAGAGUCAGCGGUUUGUAACUUUGUUCUUUACAAAAAAAAAUAAAGAUCAUUUGAGCAGGAA
Messenger RNA from Girardinichthys multiradiatus, 1123 nucleotides. RefSeq names its product STING1 ER exit protein 1 (gene steep1). Lineage: Eukaryota; Metazoa; Chordata; Actinopteri; Cyprinodontiformes; Goodeidae. The transcript has a single exon. Bases 133 to 810 code for a protein of 225 amino acids. The record is from RefSeq and is a predicted model, not a curated record.